AUGCAGCCCUGGCAGUGCCUCCGGCGCUUUGCCCUGGCCUGGUGGGAGAGGACCGCGGAGGGUCGCGCCCGCUCCCCCAGGGAGGAGGUUGGACCAAGGGACCCUGGGGGCCGAGGGGAGCCAGAUCCGGAGCGGAGCAGCCCCCCCAUGCUGUCUGCCGACGAUGCCGAGUACCCUCGGGAGUACCGGACCCUGGGGGGCGGGGGCGGCGGGGGCAGCGGGGGCCGGCGCUUCUCCAAUGUGGGGCUGGUACACACCUCCGAGCGGCGGCACACGGUGAUCGCUGCCCAGAGCCUGGAGGCGCUCAGCGGGCUCCAGAAGGCGGAUGCUGACCGCAAGCGAGAUGCGUUCAUGGACCACCUGAAGAGCAAGUACCCCCAGCAUGCCCUGGCCCUGCGAGGUCAGCAGGACAGGAUGCGGGAGCAGCAACCAAACUACUGGAGUUUCAAGACACGCAGCUCGCGCCAUACUCAGGGAGCCCAGCCAGGGCUGGCAGACCAGGCAGCCAAGCUGUCCUACGCCUCGGCUGAGUCGCUGGAGACCAUGUCCGAGGCCGAGCUGCCCCUGGGCUUCAGCAGGAUGAACCGCUUCCGACAGAGCUUGCCUCUCUCCCGCUCUGCCAGCCAGACCAAGCUGCGCUCACCAGGGGUCCUGUUCCUGCAGUUUGGGGAGGAGACGCGACGCGUACACAUCACGCAUGAGGUCAGCAGCCUGGACACGCUGCACGCACUCAUCGCGCACAUGUUCCCGCAGAAGCUCACCAUGGGCAUGCUUAAGUCGCCCAACACCGCCAUCCUCAUCAAAGACGAAGCUCGGAACAUCUUCUACGAGCUGGAGGACGUCCGGGAUAUCCAGGACCGCAGUAUUAUCAAGAUCUAUAGGAAGGAGCCACUGUAUGCAGCUUUUCCUGGCUCACACCUCACCAACGGGGACCUCCGGAGAGAGAUGGUGUACGCGUCGCGGGAGUCGUCGCCCACGCGGCGCCUCAACAACCUGUCGCCCGCAUCGCACCUAGCAUCCAGCUCGCCACCUCCAGGGCUCCCGUCGGGGUUGCCGUCGGGACUGCCGUCGGGCUCGCCGUCGCGCUCACGCCUCUCCUACGCCGGGGGCCGCCCGCCCUCUUACGCCGGCAGUCCGGUGCACCACGCGGCUGAGCGGCUGGGAGGUGCCCCGGCAAGCCAGGGCGUGAGCCCCAGCCCCAGCGCCAUCCUGGAGCGGCGCGACGUGAAGCCGGACGAGGACCUGGCGGGCAAGGCGGGCGGCAUGGUGCUGGUGAAGGGCGAGGGCCUCUACGCCGAUCCCUACGGGCUUCUGCACGAGGGCCGCCUGAGCCUGGCCGCCGCGGCGGGGGACCCGUUCGCCUACCCGGGCGCGGGCGGCUUGUACAAGCGGGGCUCCGUGCGCUCGCUCAGCACCUACUCGGCCGCCGCGCUGCAGUCCGACCUGGAGGACUCGCUCUACAAGGCCGGCGCCGGCGGCCCGCUCUACGGCGAUGGUUACGGCUUCCGCCUGCCGCCUUCGUCCCCGCAGAAGCUGGCCGACGUGUCGGCGCCCUCUGGGGGACCCCCGCCCCCGCACAGCCCCUACUCGGGGCCGCCCAGCCGUGGCUCGCCCGUGCGCCAGUCCUUCCGCAAAGACUCGGGCUCCUCGUCGGUCUUUGCGGAGAGUCCCGGAGGCAAGGCCCGCAGCACCGGGAGCGCCUCGACGGCCGGAGCACCACCUUCUGAGCUCUUCCCUGGACCUGGGGAGCGCUCCCUAGUAGGGUUUGGGCCGCCGGUGCCAGCCAAGGACACAGAGACCAGGGAGCGCAUGGAGGCCAUGGAAAAGCAGAUUGCAAGCCUCACGGGGCUGGUGCAGAGUGCCCUGCUGCGAGGCUCAGAGCCUGAGACCCCAAGUGAGAAGAUUGAAGGCUCCAAUGGAGCAGCCACCCCUUCAGCACCAGCGUGUGGAUCGGGUAGUCGGAGCAGCGGGGCUACUCCGGUGUCGGGCCCUCCCCCGCCCUCGGCCAGCAGCACCCCUGCAGGGCAGCCCACCGCUGUCAGCCGGCUGCAGAUGCAGAUGCACUUGCGUGGCCUACAGAACAGUGCUAGCGACCUGCGCGGCCAGCUUCAGCAAUUGCGCAAGCUCCAGCUCCAGAACCAGGAGUCGGUACGCACGUUGCUGAAGCGCACCGAGGCGGAGCUGAGCAUGCGCGUGUCGGAGGCGGCGCGGCGGCAGGAGGACCCGCUGCAGCGGCAGCGCACCCUGGUGGAGGAGGAGCGGUUGCGUUACCUCAAUGACGAGGAGCUCAUUACUCAGCAGCUCAAUGACCUGGAGAAGUCAGUGGAGAAGAUCCAGAGGGAUGUGGCCCACAACCACCGGCUGGUGCCCGGUCCUGAGUUGGAGGAGAAGGCGCUGGUGCUGAAGCAGCUUGGGGAGACGCUAACAGAGCUCAAGGCCCAUUUCCCAGGCCUGCAGAGUAAGAUGCGGGUGGUGCUGCGUGUGGAGGUGGAAGCAGUGAAGUUCCUGAAGGAGGAGCCUCAGCGCCUCGAUGGGCUUCUCAAGCGCUGCCGGGGGGUCACGGACACGCUGGCGCAGAUCCGCAGGCAAGUGGAUGAGGGUGUGUGGCCACCCCCCAAUAAUCUCCUGAGCCAGUCUCCCAAGAAGGUGGCAGCUGAAACAGACUUCAGCAAAGGCUUGGACUUCGAAAUACCACCCCCGAGUCCUCCACUGAACCUCCACGAGCUGAGUGGGCCUGCUGAAGGAGCCCCUCUUACCCCAAAGAGCAGUAACCCCACCAAAGGCCUGGAUGCUCCCGGGAAGAGAAGCGUGGACAAAGCUGUGUCUGUUGAGGCUGCAGAGAGAGACUGGGAAGAGAAGCGGGCAGCCCUGACCCAGUACAGUGCCAAGGACAUCAACCGGCUGCUGGAGGAGACACAGGCUGAACUGCUCAAGGCCAUCCCUGACCUGGACUGUGCCAGCAAGGCCCACCCGGGACCCACCCCCACCCCAGACCACAAGCCCCCCAAGGCACCCCAUGGUCAGAAGGCAGCCCCCCGGACAGAGCCCAGUGGGAGAAGAGGUUCAGAUGAGCUCACGGUGCCCCGAUACCGCACAGAGAAGCCCUCCAAGUCACCCCCGCCACCCCCGCCCCGCCGGAGUUUCCCUUCCUCCCACGGCCUGACCACCACUCGUACUGGAGAGGUGGUGGUCACCAGCAAGAAAGAUUCGGCCUUCAUUAAGAAGGCCGAGUCUGAGGAGCUGGAGGUCCAGAAGCCCCAGGUGAAGCUACGCCGGGCUGUGUCUGAGGUGGCCCGCCCUGCCUCCACACCACCCAUCAUGGCCUCUGCCAUCAAGGAUGAAGAUGAUGAGGAGCGCAUCAUCGCUGAGCUGGAGAGUGGUGGUGGCAGUGUGCCACCCAUGAAGGUGGUGACUCCGGGAGCAUCUCGGCUGAAGGCGGCGACCCAGGGCCCAGCAGGCAGCCCAGACAAAGGCAAACACAGCAAGCAGAGGUCGGAGUACGUGAGGAUCCAGGCCCAGCAGCAGGUGAGGGUGAGAUACGGGACACCCAGGCCCCUGGAGGGUCGUACGCCAAGCCUCUGCUAUGUGCCACUGUUCCAGUGA
Messenger RNA from Peromyscus eremicus (cactus mouse), 3603 nucleotides. It is a transcript of the gene Srcin1, whose product is annotated as SRC kinase signaling inhibitor 1. Gene Ontology annotation, cellular component: actin cytoskeleton; cytoplasm; postsynaptic density. The record is from RefSeq and is a predicted model, not a curated record. The transcript has 18 exons. NCBI's taxonomy places the organism in Eukaryota, Metazoa, Chordata, Mammalia, Rodentia, Cricetidae. The coding region runs from base 1 to 3603 and encodes 1200 amino acids. Gene Ontology annotation, biological process: regulation of dendritic spine morphogenesis.